Messenger RNA from Dioszegia hungarica, 1518 nucleotides. RefSeq names its product protein-tyrosine phosphatase-like protein. Gene Ontology annotation, biological process: protein dephosphorylation; negative regulation of MAPK cascade. The record is from RefSeq and is a predicted model, not a curated record. Gene Ontology annotation, molecular function: protein tyrosine/threonine phosphatase activity; MAP kinase tyrosine/serine/threonine phosphatase activity. Gene Ontology annotation, cellular component: cytoplasm. Lineage: Eukaryota; Fungi; Basidiomycota; Tremellomycetes; Tremellales; Bulleribasidiaceae. The coding region runs from base 1 to 1518 and encodes 505 amino acids. The transcript is spliced from 4 exons.
AUGCGUCUUUCACUUCAGACGAAUCUUUCACUCGGCUCUGCGUCGGAUGAGCCAUUCACCGCCCGUCCCGACAUGCCGCCCUCACCGUCGUCACUCGCUUCUCCACGGUCGGUGUCGUCCAGGCAAUCGUCCCCACCCAACCUCCCCUCGGUGAUGAGCAUCAAGCGCAACCCGAAGCGGCUCUCGCUCGCCAUCCCCAGUCAGCCCGGCCCAUCCAGUAUCGCCAUCCGCCGGUCCCUCACCCCUCCGUCCGACACCGACAAUGGGCCCGUCACCCCUGGUCCCUCCCAUCCACCCACCAUGACCAUGACGCUCGGCCGUCAGACCAAAGCACGUCGACCCAACCUCCUCUCCCUCAUCACCCAGCCCCCAUCCGCGUAUGACCCUCCACCCACUCCGGGUCUCUCCUACGCAUAUCACACAUCCCACAUUCCUCGUCGUCGAAGCAACACAGCCGACGUCCUCCCUACCCUCUCCAUCGACCCUCGCUCAUCCCGCUCAGCCUACCCUCGGCUCAACAACACCACGUUCCCAUACGCCGACGGACCCAUCGAGAUCGUUCCCGGCGUAUACCUCGGCGCCGAAGAUACCAUGUAUCACUGGUCUUCCUGGGCUCGGAGUAAUCGGGUCCGCAUCCUCAAUGUCGCUCAGGAGAUUGACGACCCGUUCGCCGCCGAGGGAAUCGUCCCCAUCUCGCGCAAAGGCAAGGGGAAGGUCCAGCGCGCAGUCUAUUCCGCCGACGUCGGGCAAGGGCGGCCAGAGGUCGAGUACACCCACCUCGCGUGGAGUCAUGGCGAGUCUGGACUGGCGGAGGUAGAUGAGGGGAUGAGGAUGGGCGAUGUCAUCGAGGGGAGCUUUGUCGAGGCGGCAGUGGAAGAGAGGGAGAAGUGGAGGUUCUGGGAGGCGAUACGGUAUAUGGAGGAAGGGAGACAACGGGGCGAAGCGGUUCUCAUACAUUGUCAAUGCGGUGUAUCGCGCUCAGCGACGCUCGUCAUCGCCUACACCAUGGCACUUGCUGCUUCGGGUCGACUGCCAAUGUACCUUGGUCAUCUCAAGGGCAUGCAGGAUACCUACGACUUUAUCAAAGCCAAAAGCUGCUGGAUCGGUCCAAAUGUAUCACUCGUCUUCCAGCUCGUCGAGUUCGCUCGAAACCUCACCACCCUCCUCUCCGCCCAUAUCGCCUCCAACCCCUUCUCGGCCGGCGCCAUCCAAACCUCCUUCCCAUCCGCCGAAGAGGCCGCUCAGACCGAAGCCGACUGGGCUCGCCAGCGCGCUCAAUUUGACGCCGAGUCCGCAGCCGAAUCGUCCUCCGCGUCUACCGUUCCCACCAUCGUCUCCCCCUCCAUCCUCAGUCCCGGUGGGGAAUCUCUCUACGCUGUCGGCGCGGCGCCCGCGCUCGGGGUGGCGGCAAAGAUUAGGACGGGCAUGGGGGAUAUGAGUAUUGAUGAAGAGGGGAUGAGGAGGGAGGCGGUACUGCUUGAUGAGGCGAUGAGGGUGAGGCGGAUGGGCAGGGUGUAA